This is a messenger RNA of Brassica rapa (field mustard), 1058 nucleotides long. Its product is annotated as cyclin-C1-2. Gene Ontology annotation, biological process: regulation of transcription by RNA polymerase II. The record is from RefSeq and is a predicted model, not a curated record. Lineage: Eukaryota; Viridiplantae; Streptophyta; Magnoliopsida; Brassicales; Brassicaceae. Gene Ontology annotation, molecular function: cyclin-dependent protein serine/threonine kinase regulator activity.
CCUAACUUUUUACAUAGUAUAUAAAGAGGAUUCUUAUGCUCAUUCUCCACCACAAAAUUAAAAGUAAAGAAAAAGGGAAGCCCUUUUUAUUGAAGCUAUCUGCUUGUUGAGGGGAUCAAGGAGAGAAAAUGGCUUCCAAUUUCUGGACAUCAACACACUACAAAGAGCUUAAGGACCCAGAAGAGAUUAAUGUUGUUCAUCCUCUUGAUGCUCAGAGAGGAAUCUCUCUCGAAGAUUUCAAACUCAUUAAGCUUCAUAUGUCUAACUACAUAUCGAAGCUGGCACAACACAUUAAGAUUAGGCAAAGAGUUGUUGCAACUGCUGUAACCUAUAUGCGCCGUGUUUACACAAGGAAGAGUUUGACAGAGUAUGAGCCUCGUCUUGUUGCUCCCACUUGCUUGUACCUGGCUUGCAAAGCAGAGGAGAGUGUGGUCCAUGCUAAGAUUCUUGUCUUCUACAUCAAAAAAUUGUAUGCUGAUGAGAAGUUUAGGUAUGAGAUUAAGGAUAUUCUGGAGAUGGAGAUGAAGGUCUUGGAAGCUUUGAACUUCUAUCUUGUUGUCUUCCACCCAUACCGUUCUCUCCCUGAGUACUUGCAGGACUCUGGACUCAAUGAUACAAGCAUGACCCAUUUAACUUGGGGUCUUGUCAACGACACUUACAAAAUGGACCUGAUCCUUACACACCCGCCUCAUCUCAUCACUAUCGCUUGCAUUUACGUUGCUUCUGUGUACAAAGAGAAAGACAUAAAGACAUGGUUUGAAGAGCUCUCUGCGGACAUGAACAUUGUGAAGAAUAUCGCAAUGGAGAUAUUAGAUUUCUAUGAGAAUCACAGAAUGUUCACUGAAGAGAGGGUUCAUGCCGCCUUCAACAAGCUUGCUACAAGUCCAUAAAGAGUUUUUGUUUUGUCUUUUGUUUUUGUUCCUCCUGAGACUACAUAUGUUUUGCCAGCAGUUUCUGUCAUGAGAUCAUUUGUACAUUGGUUUUGCUAGUCUUGGUUCAAGCAUGUCUUGACUAUGUGCACAAUAUAAAGUGGUUUUCAAAUUUUUUUUUAAAAGAGA